UUGGGAGUUUGCUUGCACCUCAGAUUUCAACGAGCAAAAGAAUAAAGUGUAAAGUUGUAUGAUUAGUUCAGUACUGUUUUCGGUUGCUCCAAGAACAGCGUAAAUUUCUUGAAAAGGAGCUCAUUUUCCAAGGGUGACAGUUAAUCAGAGGUGAAGAGUAUGAAGAAGCAGUUUGCGGCUUCAGUGUUCUUGUUUUCUUGGCUUCUGCUCCAAUGUUUGGGCCACGAUUUGCCAUUUAAGGCGGUGAAUUUGGGGGGAUGGCUUGUGAUUGAAGGCUGGAUGACCCCAUCUCUUUUUGAUGCCAUCCCCAACAAAGAUCUCCUGGAUGGAACUCAAGUGCAUUUGAAGUCUGUAAGGCUCAACAAGUACCUAUGUGCGGAAAAUGGUGGUGGUUCGGCCUUGGUAGCUAACCGUGCUAUUCCUAGAAGCUGGGAAACUUUCAGGUUGUGGAGAAUCAACGAGACGACCUUCAAUUUUAGAGUUCUCAACAAAGAUUUCAUUGGACUAAGUACUCAAGGUUUAGGGAAUAAAGUAUCUGCCCAUGCAUCUGAACCAGGGACGGCUGAAUCAUUCAGGAUUGUACGCAAUGGUGAUAAUCCACUUAGAGUCCGUAUCCAAGCAGCGAAUGACCUUUAUCUGCAGGCAGCAACAGAAGAUUAUGUGAUGGCGAAUUACUCGGGAAGCCCUGAUGAGUGGGAGGAUCAAGAUCCUUCCGUAUUUGAAAUGCAUAUUGUCAAGACCUUGCAAGGGGAAUAUCAAUUAACCAACGGCUAUGGUCCAGAUGUAGCUCCUGAAAUAAUGAGAAAUCAUUGGAGCACUUACAUUACUGAAGACGAUUUCAGAUUUAUGUCCCAGAAUGGUCUCAAUGCCGUUAGAAUUCCAGUGGGCUGGUGGAUCAUUAAUGAUCCUGUUCCACCAAAACCAUUUGUUGGGGGUUCUUUGCAAGCUCUAGACAACGCAUUCGAGUGGGCUUUUAACUACAAUAUGAAGGUCAUAUUGGAUCUGCAUGCAGUUCCAGGAUCACAGAACGGUAAUCAUCACAGUGGAACCAGAGAUGGAUUCCUGGAAUGGGGUGAUUCCAGAAUACCCGAAACUGUUUCAGUCAUAGACUUCUUGGCUGCAAGGUAUGCUGAUCACCCAAGUCUCAUAGCAAUCGAAUUGAUGAAUGAGCCAUUAGCUCCUGGUGUCACUUUGGAUAGCUUGAGAAAGUACUAUAAAGCCGGUUAUGAUGCCGUCAGAGCAUACACUUCCACUGCUUAUGUUAUUCUAUCAAAUAGAUUAGGAGAAGCAAACCAUACAGAACUCCUCCCGUUUGCUGCAGGACUCAACUACUCGGUCAUAGAUGUUCACUACUACAACCGGUAUUCAGACUAUUUCCGGAGCUUGAACGGUCAGCAGAACGUCGAUUAUGUCUACAAGAAAAGACCAAAGCAGCUGCAAGAAGUGACUCGUCCCGGUGGUCCUUUGAGCUUUGUCGGAGAAUGGACUGCUGAUUUGUACAUCGACAAUGCCUCGAUGCAAGAUUAUCGGAGAUUUGCAAAAGCUCAGCUCGACGUUUAUGGGAAGGCCACGUUUGGAUGGGCUUAUUGGUCGUACAAGUGCGAGCAGAAGCAUUGGAGUUUCAGGUGGAUGAUCGAAAACGGCUAUAUGGAGCUCUGAUAGCUCUGAAAUUUCAUGUUUGUACUAUCAUCAGUUAAACCAAGACAUAAGCAAGGGAAAUAUUUAUAUCUAUACAUAUAUUGUUGAAUUCUCUUUGAACAAUAAUAGUAUUUUUUGCAAAGAGUUAGGUAAAUAUUAGUAAAAGAAUGAUAAUGAAGUGUUUAUUUCUGA
Sesamum indicum (sesame) is the source of this 1830-nucleotide messenger RNA. Its product is annotated as putative glucan 1,3-beta-glucosidase A. Gene Ontology annotation, biological process: establishment or maintenance of cell polarity; cell migration; polysaccharide catabolic process. NCBI's taxonomy places the organism in Eukaryota, Viridiplantae, Streptophyta, Magnoliopsida, Lamiales, Pedaliaceae. Gene Ontology annotation, cellular component: actin cytoskeleton; cytoplasm. Gene Ontology annotation, molecular function: actin filament binding; hydrolase activity, hydrolyzing O-glycosyl compounds. The record is from RefSeq and is a predicted model, not a curated record.